Messenger RNA from Yamadazyma jaroonii, 1656 nucleotides. The record is from the annotation of a GenBank genome assembly. Lineage: Eukaryota; Fungi; Ascomycota; Pichiomycetes; Serinales; Debaryomycetaceae.
AUGGUUGCAAAGAAAUUGUCACUGAAAUCCACAAACAUGUUAUUGGACAUUAUCUUUUCCUUAAGAUCCAAUCCUAUAUGGAUAUUGCCUUCAAUGGUGAUGAUAGGAGUUUCUUUGUGUAUUGUGUAUGAUUAUAUGUUUCCACCGAAGAAAAUUCCAGGAGUUUUCAAUAUUCCUGGGUAUCCGAUUGUGGGUAAUUACUUUCAAUUACUCAAUAAUCCAGCAAGAAAAUGUAUGUUAUGGCAUAAGAAGUAUGGGAAAUCCAUCUUUCUGGUGAGAUUAGGUAAUAAAAGGGUGGUUGUGGUGAAUAAAUUUCAAGACGUUAAUGAUAUUUGGGGUAGAAGUGUAGUCAAUUCUCGUCCAAUACAGUUCACGUUCCAUAAUAUAGUAUCGUCAACCAAAGGAUUCACCAUUGGAACAACACCAUUUGGUCCUAGCUAUAAGGUAAGAAAACAAUUCAUGUCCCAAUUUUUAAAUGAAAAGAAUAUCAAUGCUAGUAUUGAUAUCAUAGAUAGUGAAACCAACUAUACUAUAAAGAACAUUCUUAGAAACCACCAGUUAGAUUUUCAGCCCAGUAGUAAUCCUUAUCUUCGAAAUGUCUACAACUUCGAUGAUAUUGAUUUAUAUCGAUACUUACAAUAUUUCACGUUAAGAGCUUCCAUCCUUCUUACUUAUGGAAUAAAGUUGGAUUGUUUCAACACUGAUAACUUGUUAUGUGACAAUAUCAUUGAAACAGAAAACAAAAUCAUACAACUAAGAUCUCCAAUUCUGAAUAUCACGGAUUAUUUUCCAAUUCUUAGAGUUUUUGAAUCACAUGAAGCAUCAACUUUGGCUAGACAACAUAGAGACUAUUAUAUGGAAAUUCUUCUCCAGAAGUAUAAAUCCUUCAAGGGUCCAGGGAUUUAUAAAAACAACCUAAUAAAUGAGUAUAUGACCACCAACUAUAAGAAUCUCGAUUCAACUGAGUUUCAAAGUGUUUGUUUGACUAUGAUAAGUGCAGGUUUAGACAACACCCCAUUAAAUUUGAAUCAUUUGAUUGGACACUUGACUUUACAUCCAGAGUUUCAAGCUCGAGCUUUCAAGGAACUCUUGGAAGUCUAUGAAACUUCUAAUCUUAUUGAAAUCUGGGAUAAUAUAUCUCAUAGUGUUAGUUCUCCAUUUAUAGUGGCAUUGAUCAAGGAAACUUUGAGAUAUUUCACCGUGUUACCCUUAAGUCUACCCCGAGUCACAACCAAACCUUUCAACUACCAUGGUGUGGAAAUUCCUGAAGGUACCACUUUAUUCAUGAAUGCAUUUGCAGCCAACCAUGACGAAGACAAAUUUUCGCAGCCAUUUGAAUUCAACCCUGAUCGAUGGUUACACCAAGGGAAAUUGAAAUCUAAAAACAUCGUAAACCAUUUUUCUUUUGGAAAAGGAGUCCGAAUGUGUUCAGGUAGUAUUUUAGCCUUUAAAGAGAUGUAUAUAAUAAUGUGUAAGAUGAUCAUCCUAUUUAAAUUCAAAAAACCUAGAGAUUCAAGGUAUUUAAUGGGAUUAGACCCAUUUGAAAUGAACACCAAUCCGUCAGGAACUUCAUUCGAACCUCGAGUCACUAAAGUUAAACUAGUUCCACGAGUUCAUUAUGGAUCAGACGAUUUAUUCAAUCACUUAAAACAUUAA